This is a messenger RNA of Racocetra persica, 153 nucleotides long. Lineage: Eukaryota; Fungi; Glomeromycota; Glomeromycetes; Diversisporales; Gigasporaceae. The record is from the annotation of a GenBank genome assembly.
UCUUCUUACGAAGAUGCCCAGUGUUCUCUUCAACAAAUUGAAAAAUUGGUCAACCCUAAUUGCUCUAAAGAGCAACGAUCAAAAAAGAGAAAGCUCUCUGUAACCCAAGAAUGCCCUGAUAAGCUUAGUGAUGAUUCUAAAACAUUAAAGCAA